Sclerotinia sclerotiorum 1980 UF-70 is the source of this 567-nucleotide messenger RNA. RefSeq lists its product with no specific name. The coding region runs from base 1 to 567 and encodes 188 amino acids. The transcript is spliced from 2 exons. The record is from RefSeq and is a predicted model, not a curated record. NCBI's taxonomy places the organism in Eukaryota, Fungi, Ascomycota, Leotiomycetes, Helotiales, Sclerotiniaceae.
AUGCCUCGACACCGGAAGAAGAAUGAAAUCUUUGACUCCUAUGGUUUGCCAAAACCGAUUAUUGAAGUUGUGCAAACUCCUACAAGGACCACGGCCAGCGCUAGCACAAGACCUUUGAUUGAAUACCAGGCGGCCCCAAAGCAACAUUCAGUACACAAUGAACAUAAGUUGACACAGUGUACUUUAAUUCCAGAGCUGGCUCAUGGCUUAACGUAUACUCUCCCUGAAAGGCGGCCUUACUCAUUGCAACAUAUAUCGGCUUUGAAAAGAGCAUGCAAAUCCAUGGCAAGAUAUUUCAAAGAAACUUCAAUCACUUCUCUUUCCCCCGCACAACCUGUCAAUAGCGAUGACGCCCACUUCUUGAGAAUGGAAGGUAGAGUUAUGUUUGCACAGCCGAUAGCAACGUACAAAAGCUCAGGUCCAUCAGGCAAAACUUUUGGAGUCAUCCGUCUUGAAGGUGAAAGGGUCAGGUUUAAAGCUGCAAGCGGCUGGGGAAAGAGAGAUCAUGAUGAUUCACUGCGAGAUAACGAAUUUUGCUCAGCUCUGCAAGGUUCAGACUACAAAUGA